AUGUCGACCACCACGCCCGGUGGCGCUGCAGUCCCCGCGCAGGUCUCGGCGUCGCCUUCGGAGGACAGCACGAAAUCCUCGGCGCCAGCGUCCAAGCUGCGCAGCUGCGUCGUCUGUCGCAGCCGCAAGGUCCGCUGCGACAAGCUGUCGCCGUGCUCCAACUGUCGCCGCGCCGGCAUACCCUGCACCGUGGCCUCGAGCGACCGCCCCCCGCGAUGGGCGCGUCGUCUCGAUAAGCUGGCGGCGCGGCCGUCGGCGCCGCAGGAGAGCGAGCCGGCGGCCGGUGCUGUCAUGGAUCGGCUGCGGACUCUGGAGAAGAUGGUCAAAGACCUCGGCGCCGAGCUCGAGCAGGCCAACGCCGCGAAGAGCGGGGAUCGUCACGCGCCGUCUCCUGAUGGCGAUGGGCUCGACAGCCAGCGCCAUGGUUUGUCGGCGGCCCCUGCUGCUGGUGUCCAGCCGGGCAUGGGACGAAUGGUCGGCCAAGAAAAGGGGCGAAGCCAAUACGUUGGCAGCAGUUUCUGGACACGCGUCAGCGACGAGCUCGAUGCCCUCAAGGCAGACACGCAAGGUCUCGCUGGCGGCGAUUCCGAUGUCUCCGAGGACGACACGGAUUCUCCUGGUCAGACGGCGAGCACACGAGAGUCAGAGCGUGGUGCUUCUGAGCGCAACGGCCUUCUGUUCGGCCAUAAUCUUGGGCCAUCCGCCCCCGACCUCGGCCAAUUCCGCCCGCUUCCAUCACAGAUUCCCUUUCUCGUCGAUGUCUUUUCGGAAAAUGUCAACUUUUGCAUACAAAUCGUGCACAUGCCGGCCCUCAGAGACAUGAUCCGCGACAUGCGCGGUAAGAGCGCGGGCAGCAUCCCUCCGGCCAACGAAGCCCUCGCUUUUGCCGUCUACUAUGCGGCCGUCACCUCCAUGAGCGAAGAAGAUGUCGCCUCGAGCUUUGGCGCCGCGAAAGCAGAGCUCAACUACAAGUUCCGCCUCGGCCUCGAGCACGCCCUCGCGCGCGCCGACUUUAUCCGGCUGCCCACCGUGUCGCUCGUCCAGGCCUUCAUCAUCUUCCUCGGCCUCGCGCGCCGCCACGACAGCCCACGCUACGUGUGGAUGAUGACGGGCCUCGCGGCGCGCAUGGCCGUCGCCGUCGGCCUGCACCGCGACGGCACCCACUUCGCGCACCUGUCGCCGUACGAGGUCGAGAUGCGGCGGCGCGUCUGGUGGUGCCUCUGCCUGCUCGACAUCCGCGCCGCCGAGGACCAGGGCACCGAGUUCUCCAUCGCCGACGGCGCCUUCGACACGCGCAUGCCCAUCAACGUCGCCGACGCCGACAUGCGGCCCGCCAUGCGCGCGCCGCCCGUCGCGCGCGACCACGACACCGACAUGUCCUUCGCCGUCGCCUGCUACCGCACCUGCCGCGUCACGCGGCAGAUCAUGACGGCGCGCACGGCCGACGGCGGCCCCGACGCCGCGGCGCAGCACCGCCUCCUCGACGCCUUCCGCACCGACUUUGCGACCUGGGGCUUCAGCCACCACGUCAAGGACCUCGCGACGCUGGCGUACUGGGUCGGCUCGACGUCGACGCGCCUCGUCAUCGCCAAGCUGGCCCUCUUCAUCCACCUGCCGACGCUGCUGACGGCCGGCGACGCCGGCGUGUCGGCGCGCAUACGCAACGACGUGCUCGUGGCCGCCAUCGAGGUCGCCGAGUUCAACCACGUCCUCAGCGCCGACCCGGCGAGCCAGCCGUGGCGCUGGAUCGUCGAGACGUACACGCACUGGCACGCCAUUGUCUUUCUCCUCAUCGAGGCCGCGCGCCGCCCGUGGUCCGCCGUCGUCGAGCGCGCCUGGGUCGCCCUGCACAGCCGCUGGCUGAUCCCGGCGCAGCCCAAGGGCGACAAGAGCGCGCGCGUGUGGAUCCCGCUGCGGCGCCUCAUGCGGCGCGCGCGGCGGCACCGGGAUGCCGAGAUCUGGCGGCUGCGCGCGGACCCGGCUGCUGUCGAGGCGCUUCAGAGGCAGGAUGAGGAUGUUCCGGUACCCGUCAGCCCCGGGCCGUUCAAAGGCGGCGACAGCUUGGCGUUGUUUGCGAGACACUGGCGGGAUGUCGUCUCUGGGCCGCGACAGAGUGGCCAGGGUGAUCCUGCACGCUCCAUCGAGCGAGAUCACGCAGGGGCGAUGCAGUUUGCUUCGCCCUCACGACACGAUGAUUCGGGAUCUCAAUACGGUGAGACGCAAUUCAGUCAGCGGUUUCCAAGCCACGAAUACACGCAACGGCAUGAGAUUUUGGGGGUCUCUCACGACCAACUCGAUGAGAUGGGUCUACCAGUGGACUGGUCAAGGAAUGGCGCAUUGAGCCUAGACCUGACCCCUGGGUCGUGGGAUAUGGCAGACUUUGAGCAAUUGGGAGGCGCUGACAUAGACAUGAAUGGCGAGGAAAGUAUGAAUUGGGGACAGUGGCUGGAAUCUGCCACACUGAUGGAGAUGGAUAAUCUGUGA
Messenger RNA from Verticillium nonalfalfae, 2484 nucleotides. RefSeq lists its product as uncharacterized. Gene Ontology annotation, molecular function: DNA binding; zinc ion binding; DNA-binding transcription factor activity, RNA polymerase II-specific. The transcript has 3 exons. Gene Ontology annotation, biological process: DNA-templated transcription; regulation of DNA-templated transcription. Bases 1 to 2484 code for a protein of 827 amino acids. The record is from RefSeq and is a predicted model, not a curated record. NCBI's taxonomy places the organism in Eukaryota, Fungi, Ascomycota, Sordariomycetes, Glomerellales, Plectosphaerellaceae.